Molecule: messenger RNA, 10404 nt
Organism: Toxoplasma gondii ME49
Lineage: Eukaryota; Apicomplexa; Conoidasida; Eucoccidiorida; Sarcocystidae
Product: histone lysine-specific demethylase LSD1/BHC110/KDMA1A
Exons: 9
Coding region: 930-9644 (2904 amino acids)
Molecular function (GO): oxidoreductase activity
Source: RefSeq, a predicted model, not a curated record
UUUCCAUCUACAUUCGACUCUCUUUAUGUGGGAAGAGUUGUUUGCCUUCUUGUGCGCGCGUACUUGUUUGUGGCCUGUCUAGCGCGUGUAGCGCGCCUCGCCUGUGAAGCUUUGAGCUUGUCUUGGAGUCGAGUUCUGCGGCCAGGCACUCGCGUCCACGCAAGGACAGAAAACGUUUCGAGCGAAACGGCGCGUUUCUACGCAUGCAGUCUCGCAAAAACGACUGGAGGACGAGCGCUGGAGGGUGCGAGAACGAGGUGUACGUACACCCGAGCAGCGACGCCUGCGACGAACGAUGCAGGGUGUGUACACCCGGUUUCGAUCCCUGUCAACGUAGGUUUUGCGAGCCGGUUCUCGCCGUGGUCUGGCCUGCACCAUUUCUCGCGAAGGCGGACCGGGCGUUUUGUGUGGCGAGAAGACGAUGCGUCGUCGCGUUCUACGUCUUUAUUUGAACAGUAAACAUUCCAGGGAGCCAUGAAAAAGGCGAAACUUGCCCUGACUGCUGUCCCCGCGCGACGCUUUUGCCGCAGGGACACACGGAGUCCGCAGUCGACUGCAUCGUUUGCACUCUUUUCCUCUUCUCUCUCUUCGUCUUCUCUUCCUCUCUCGUCUUUUUCUCCGCUUUGGUUGUCCCUUCCACUUCCUUCGUCUUUUCUCCUUGUUUCGUCACCUCUGCUCUGAUCUUCUGUGCGCCUGACCUUGGUUCCGGUCGCUCUCUCCUCUUGCUCCUUUUGUCAUCUCACUAGGAGGACAUCCCCGACUGGCGUCUUUCCCCACCUUCUCCUGACGGAUCUUUCGACUUUCUUUUCGUCCUCCUGUCUUCUGUCUCCACUUCCGUUGUGUCUUCUCUCUCGUCUCUUUUCUUCUGUCUCGUCUCUCUUUUCUUCUCUCUUUUCUUGCUUCUUCUCGCUUCUUCUCGCGUCUGAGACAUGGAGCCCUUCAAUCACCGCGGAGACGCUGCGUUCCGCCGUUGUCCCUCCGCCGGGCAACUGAACGCUGCCCUCCCGCCUUCAGUCCCCGCCUUUAUGCCUGCCGUCGUUUCUCUUUCGGGACUUCCACCCGAUCUGCCUCUUGGCUUCCAGCCGCCUCCUCUCGCUCUAUCGCAGGCAGGCUCCGUCACCCAGUACGUAGGCGUCGCCGCGGCCUUCCCCGCAGUUCCUCCAGCCACGCAUUCCAACGCGCACCCGUUGUUCCAUCCCCUUCAAAACCCUUCCUUGUCGACCGCUUCUUCUCCCCAUGCUCUUCAUGUGUCAUCUCAUGCUUCUCCUCCCGCUGUUUGUCUUUCUUCGCAUGCCUCCUCGCGGCCUGCAUUGCCUCCUGGGAGCGCCUUUCCGGUGCCUACGAAUUUCCUCGGAGACAGCGGAGCUGCGUGCCGCUCGCGCUGGGCGGCCCACGAAGCGCGAGAGGAACGAAACAGAGAAGGAAGACGAAGAGAAGCCGAGCGAAGAGAAGCCGAGCGAAGAGAAGGAAGGAAAGAGGAAGGCAGAGACAUUCGAGGAUCUGCUUCUUCGAAUCUGCCUCUGCUUUCGCUGCAGCCGCCCUCUCACCGCGGUGCCGCUGCGAACUCUCCGCUCCUUCCCUCUCCUCCGAGGCUGUGUCCUUCGCGCAUCGCGGGUGUACAUACAGCUGGGCGAUCCCUCGUCUCGUCCUCGCGCCUCCUCUGCCGCGCGCCUCAAGACUCUCUCUGGCAUCCCAUGACGCGGCUGCCACCUGAUUCCUUACCCUGUUCUUAUUUAUCUUCUUCUUCUCCUUCUCUUACGUCUUCUUCUCCUUCUCUUACGUCUCCUUCUCCUUCUCUUACGUCUCCUUCUCCUUCGGCGUUGCCGGCUUAUCGGGCCCCAGGGUUCUUGCCUAGGCCUGCGAAGUUCGGCGGAGUUUCGUCUGCUCGCUCUUUUGUGGGUGAGUUGAAUUCUGCGUUUUGUGCUGAGCGUUCGCCGUGUGUCUCUGCAUGCGAGACAUUCCAGACUUUCGCCUGUGGCGCCUCUGGCAGUCGUCGCCGUUCGCACUUCUCGUUUUCUCCUUUCUCUGCUGACGAUACACCCGGCAGCGAAGCGCCCGCAGGCCCUGCUGGAAAUCACUCUCCGCGACGCUCGACCUCUCUCCAGAGUCUUUCUUCUCUCUCUUCCUCUCCGUCCGAAAGCGAGGUCGAGGAAGACCUGGCUGGCGAGGAGCCUCGGACGCGGGUCGGGUGUCCAGACAUCCGAGUUGAUCCUCCAGCCUGCGACUCCGCCUUCGUUGCUUUCUCGGCGCCCGCGUCGGCAUCCGCGCCCUUGCCCUUCUUUUCUCCGCCUGUCGCCGCCUGUUGUUUGCCUUCUCGAGCUCCGGGUGUGCCGCCGGAACUUCUCUCUGCCUCGCUCCUCCGGUCCCGCGCCGGUCGUGCCUGCUCGUCUGCUUCUCUGUCUCCGCAGGACAGCGCGCAGGGCUGGCUGCAUGCAGCUUCCCCUCCGAGAGAAGACUGUCUGAGGCGUUGCCUGUCUCCCCGGUUGUGUGCAGCCGACGUCGUCGUCGUCUCCGACGGCGAGGAGUGUUCGGACUCUGAGAGGGGUCGAGGAAAGGACGGAGACGGAGGACGGCUGCAGGAGACCCAAGACGGAGAAGGAGAUGCCGCCUGUCUCUCGCCUUCUCCAGUGUCUCUGUCUCGGCGCCGCCUCCACGAUGAGUCCUCAUUGAACGGAACGGAGGAAGAGGCUUGCGCUUCGUUCGAUGCUGGGAAAAGCCACUCCGACGACGCGAAAGCUGGGGAAGAUACGCCGCCUUUGCCGUCGCAUGGAAGCUCUGCUUCGGCCUUCUCGGUGUCUGGACACUCGACCGAAGAAGGCAGUCGCCCACACGGUCCCAGUCGAAGCCGGCGGUCGAGUCGACGAACAUCAGCCAACACCCCAGUCUCAAUAAUGGCUUCCUCUUCUUCCUCUUCGUCUCCGUCUUUGUCUUCUGCAUCGUUUUCUUCCUCUGCUGCCUCUUCUUCGGUGUUCCCUUCGACUGCGUCUGCGUUGCCUCGUGCAGAGUUUCUUUCCGAGUCGUCUCUGCUCGCUUCGGCGGGUGUCGCAACUCCGCAUUGCGCGUCGGCCUUGACGCCUGGCCACCCGCGUCUGAGAUCGUGGCUUUCGUUCCGUCAGCUGCGUGUGGGUCGCCCCGCAGAGAAGAAGAGACAGUUCUUGCUUCGAGGAAAGAAGCAGCUGAAAGUCGCCGUGAUUGGAGCUGGCAUGGCAGGGAUCAGCGCCGCUCGCGAACUUCGAGACGCUGGCGUCAAGUCCGUCGUCGUCUACGAAGCCCGCAGCCGCGUGGGCGGUCGCUGCUGCAGUGCGGAAGUCACGCUGCACCCGCGGCCGGAGUUGGCGAGCGCGUCGGCGCAGGCGAAAGCCUCGAGAGAGAAUCCAGGACUCGACAUUGGAGACCGAGAGGAAAGCGCGGAGGCAGCGCAAGCGGCGAAGGCCCCGAAAGAAGUGAAGGGAGAGGAACAAUGGCCUCUCAGAGCCUGCGAACCACGGGGCGUUCUGGGGGAGUGCUGUGAUGCAAGCGCGAAACGCAGCGCGAUUGAAGGCAUCUGCUCUUCUCGCGCGUUUUCUGCCUCUUCUUUGCCUUCCUCUUCUUCCUCUUCCUCUUCUGCCUGGUCGUCGACCUCUGCGGUUUCCUCUGUUCCGUCUGCGUCUGCGUCUUUGUCUGCGUCUGCGUCGGGAGCGCUUGUGGUCCCGGGCAUCGACCUGGGGGCCUCGUGGAUCCACGGAAUCGACGACAACCCGGUGUAUGCGAUUUGCCUGGCGCACCGGCUCCACCCGUUCGGCGCGGCGAAAGGCGUCGAGGUGGUGGACGACUCGGCAACUGUGGGGAGUUCGAAACGGAAGCAAAAGGCCUCGCAGAAGGCAGUGGAGAUUCUGACGGAUGCGGAGGAAGUUCUCUUCGACGAGGCGACAGGUGCUCGCGUCGACGCGGAGGUUGACGCCUGGGCGUACGAAGCCCACCAGAGCCACCAGCGGGAGGCCGACAGUUCUGCGAGGAGAGACGAGGGCAACCGAGGGUGGCGACAGUGGCCUGCGGGGCCGACAGGAGCGCAGACCGAGCUGAAGACGCUUCUGCACCAGUCGCUGGGUGGAGUGCUGAACGCGAAGAUGCGCGAGGCGAUUCGCGCGAGGAGAAAGCGACUUGCGCAGCCUCGGGAAGAGACGAGGAACGCGAGAAAGCCUCGGGCGGCACCCUGCACCGAAGACCAGGAGCCAGCGGAGAGGUCGCGGACGGCAGAGGAGACGGAGAGAGAAGGUGAAGAAGAGACGGAUGUGGAGCCUGGAAAGGAAGGGGACAGCGUCGAGGGAAGACUCCUCAUGUGGCAUCUCAACAACUUGGAAUACUCGGCAGGUGCCGACGUGGACGACCUUUCGUUGAUCUGCUGGGACCAGGACGAUCUGACAGCCUUCCAAGGACAACAUGUCCUCAUCUGGGAGGGGUAUAAGUCGGCUGUGGAGGCGCUCACAAGCGAUUUGGACAUCCGCCUUCGACACGAGGUCUCGAGCAUUUCUUAUUCAGACUCGGGCGUCACUCUGCGCUUCGCAGACGGCACUGUUUCUCCUCGUUUUGACUUUUGCAUUGUCACCCUGCCUCUUGGCGUAUUGAAAGCGUCAGUGACUGCUGACGAACAACGCGCGACGGGAGAGGACGCUGCUCGUUUUAGAUCCGAGGUGCAUGCGAAAGAACUUCUCCCUUCUCAAACGCUGCCUGCUCGCUCUCUGUCAACCGUCAGGGGGGACAACCAAGUUUCUCCUCUCAUAGGGGAAGAGGAGGAGAAAGCACCUGACACGCAAGCAGAGAACGGGGACGCCGAGAGAGUGGAGAGAAGCAGCGAAGGUCUCCACUGGCAAGAGGAAGCCUGGAGAGUUCCGCACAGCGGCGUCACCGCAGACGCGUUCCGAGAAGAAGGCAGGAACGCCGGUACUGAAAGGAAAGCAGACUCCAGGAAAGAAGGGCAAGUAGAUAAAAUCACAGAAAAAGAGGCGUCCCGAAUGGAAGGAAACGCGGGUGAAGAGCUGGGGAUCGAACUCGAAUGUAAAGGCCUGGUGGACGUAUGUGGCACCGACGAAACGAGAGGAAUCCAGGGAGAGGUGAGAGGUGGAGAACGAGGUUUGAGGAGAUUUGUCUGCAUCGAGAAUGGAGACCCAUGCGUCGGUGAUUCCGUUGUCAAAAACAUAGAGAAAUCUCUGCUGCCGCGUCACUCUUCCCUUCACUCCUCUGAAUCUAACGGAGAUCACCUUCUCUCUUCGGCCGCCUCCAGUCGACAUAACGCAGCCGCCCCAACCUCAGGUGGGGCAGAACCUCCCGGCGGAGACAGCGGCAGUGGGCCUCUCCCUGUCUCUCUAACAUCUUCUUGUUCUUCUUCUCGUGUGUCUUCUUCUCUUUCGUCUUCUCGUCUUUCUUCUUUCUCUUCUUCGUUUCCUCUCUCCAAUGGGAACUGUGCAGACGGCGAAGCAAAUCCAGGGGGAGGCUAUGAGCCCCGCGAUGCAGAAAAGGAGGACGAGAGAGGCACCGGUGGCGACUGGUGUAGGCCUCAAGACGGCGACUCCUCGCUUCAUUCUUCCUCCUCUUUCGUCGCUCCUUCGUCUCUUACUGCUCCUUCUUCCUCUGCUUCAGUGCGUCUGGCUGAAGCUAGAGGCGCCGAUUCGAGUACUUCCGCCUUCUUGAAGAGCGAGGUGUGUGAGGAGGCGUCGGCACCUGUGAAGGCGAGGGCGGCCAGGUCUGAUCUUGAUGUAGACGCCGAAAUAGCUGACGCGCUUCACGACGUUCCCGUGGACUUUACGUUUCCACCGGAUCUUCUUCCGUUCCUAAUUCCUUCGCAGAAGCGCCGAGGGAACGGCCGGAGAAUCUGCAAAAAGCAGGCGCUCGCGCGCCUGCGGGCUGCAGACGGCUGGGCAAAGAAAUCUCGCGAGGCGACGCCAGAGGCAAUAAGCAGCUCGGGUGUACGUACACCUCGGCCGCCAGGAGGCGACACACCGAAAGACGCGCAGCAGGGAGUGGAGGGAGUGAAGGGAGAAGGCGAGGAGCGAGACGCAGCGAGGACGGAAGAGGGCGGCGUCGACGCUUCGUCUUCUGCCUCUUCGUGGUUCGCCUUGUCCAAGGAAAGAUGCGAGAGUCGGCGAGGACUCGUCGCCUUCGACCCGCCGCUUCCAGAGUGGAAACGCGAAGCCGUCAAACUCCUGGGCAUGGGCAACAUGAACAAAGUGGCUUUGGUCUUCGAGUCGCCCUUCUGGCUUCACGAAGACGACGACGGAGACGGAGACGAGGGGGAAGCGGAGGACGGAGACAAGGGAGAAGCGGAAGAGACCCGAGGGCCGGAGACGCUGGAAAGUGUCGGGAACGGGGAGGACGAGCGAGAAGAGCGACGAACGGAGGACAGCCAGGUCGCGAGGCCGAGAGGAGAGGAGGGAGACGCGAGUGACCGCCGAGACGGGUCAGGCGGCGAGGGAGAUCGAAAGAGAGAAGAAGAAAGCGGGAAGGGAGGACUCACAGAUGCCGAUGGAGAGACUCGCAAAAACGGAAACUGCAGAGGCGUGGAAGAGACAGAGAUGAGAGAGUCGACCUCCGAUGAACGGAUGGACGCAAACAGCAAAGGCGAUGAACAGAGAGAACGUGAAGGGGAAAUAGGAGGAAAUGAAGAUGAAAUGGGAGGGCGUGAAGGCGAUGUGAGAAAGACUGGAGACACAAAGGGAGAGAGAGACACCCGUGGCAAUUUCGAUGAGUCACUGACGCCUUGUGGUUCUCGUUCGCUGCCUUCGGACAAUGGGCCGCUUUCUUCGUCUCUCUCGGCCUCGCGAGUGUCUCCGCCAGAGAUUCCUUAUCCAGUUGCUUCUGAAUGCAUUUGUGACGACUCCGAUUCGCGUCCGGGCUCCGUUGCGCCUCUCUGCUCGCUCGAGUGUCCUUCGACUUCUUCCUUGCUUUUCCCCGCUUCGUCUACCUCUUCUGAACCCAGUCUUGCUUCUCGCCCCACACCUCCGUUCUCGUCUGCUUCUCCUGCGUCCUCCUCCGUUUCCUCUUCUCUCUCGAAUUCCUCGUCUUCGUGCUCUUCCUCCACUGUCCCUACUUCCUCCUCGUCUCCUCUGUCUUCUGCCGCUCUUGCGCCUGCUUUCGCUCCCUCGUCGGCUCCUCUCUUGUCUCCUCUGUCCGCGUCGGUUUUUUCCUCGGUCUCCUCCUCGGUUCCCGCGUCUGCGUCUGCGGCUUCUUCACCGUGGCUUUCUUCUCAGACUCGCAGUGCCUUGCGGCGAUGCGAGAAUCCUACCGGCGCCAAAGGCGGUCGUGGCGGCGAGAAGGGCGGCGGCCGAAGCGGGAGACGGCGCCGCGAGAAGACGAAAGGAAGCGAAGCUCCAGAGAGACCCAGACAAGCCAGAGAGUGGCGAGACGAAACGGAGGAACGCGAAGAUGAGCCAGAAGUGAAUGCGAAGGAGAGACGGUCCUUGAGGCCGCGACGCGAGCGGCGAGAACAGGAAAAGUUCUCCGAUUCUGAAGGCCGAGAAACAAAGAGGCGAAGGACGCGAAAAAACAGGGUCAAGACGGUCCCGCGACAGCGUGGAUGGGCCUCCAGGGAAAAAGGACGAUAUGCGCAGCUCGUCUACCUGCACCCGAAGCCGAUCAUUUUGGUUUUGGUCCCGGGAACCUUUUCAUUUCUGUCUGAGAAGAGACCCAAGGCGGAGCUCGUCUGUGAGGCCUUGCGCGUCGUGGCGGAGAUCCAUGAGGGACGGAUCGAGGCGCCGAUCAAGGCCUUUGUUUCUCGCUGGGGCAAAGACCCGUUCGCCAGAGGCAGCUACUCCUACCUGCCGCCAGGCACCACAGGAAGAGAUUAUGAUCUCCUUUCGUACCCAGUUCACCAUCGACUGCUCUUUGCUGGCGAGCACACGAUUCGGCCGUAUCCAAGCACUGUGCAUGGCGCGUGUCUCAGCGGCAGACGAGAGGCCGCGCGGAUUCUCGACUGGACGGCGGGUCUGAUGGAGCAGCAUGCCUUCCUGAAGUGGUUUCAGCAUGCCGAAGAGGGGCUGUGGUUCUCCGUCGAUCUGAGCGAAAUGGAGGCGGCGCCGAGCUACUUCGAGGACUGCCUCGAAGGCCCAACUGCAGCGGAGCGUGAAGAAUGGUUUGCCGGCAGCAUUCGCUGCGCCUUCUGCGGAGAGGCCCAGACAUUUCAACGCCCAUUCAUCGGCUGUGUCUCCGUUCCUGUGUCUCACGCUCCUUCUGCUUCCUCCACUUCUCCUCCUUGCGAAUUUCUGGCUGAAGAGGAUGGAAAGACGUCUCGCGACUCGCUCUUGCAGCGCGGAACCGAGGCGCCUCUGUCGCAGGCUGGAGAAGCGAUAGAGAGGAUAAACCAGAAGCAGCGCCGUCUCCGUUUCGUGGUCCACGAGGACUGCUGUUACUACACACCGGGCGUCGUCAGCGACAGCGAAGGAAGUCGAUGGUUCAACGUAGGUCGGGCGAUUUUGGCAGCCUCGCUCAACGCAUGCGCCUGCUGCGGCCUGCCGGGUGCCAGCAUCCCUUGUGCUGCAGCUGAAUGCUCUCAGGCGCUUCACUUGCCUUGUGCCCAGCGCGAACUCCGCUGGCCGAGAUACGAGACGAAGUCGGCGGUGCGGCCGCUGUUCUGUCCGUCGCACCAGCGCCUGCUGUCUCUGCCGUGCGAGGGCCUUUCAGCUUCUCCACGCGCCCUCAAAGAAGCCGCCGGGGAAGCAGAGACAGGGGACGACGCGAGAGCGCGGCGCGAGGAAGAAGAGAAGAAGGCCGAGAGAAGAAACGUCGGGAUGGCAGUAACGGCCGCAAGCGCUUCUGCAUGCAUUGCGGCUUCUCUGUCGCUCGCGGCAGGUUUGAGAUCUGCGUGCGAUUUGUCAAGCUCAGCCCUGGCGAGGAAAGAGAACUCGCGAGUUCUGAGGAGACGCGAAGGCCCGGAAAAAGAUGGUGGAGAGAUGAGAGAGAAGACGGGAGAGACCGAGGAGAAGACGCGCAUGAAAACAGAGGCGCAUCCGGUCAUCAUUUCAGACGACGGCGAAGAAAGCGAGGAGUCUGUUCGGCGUAUUCUGCGAACUCCGGGAGAUCAGAACAGAUCCAGACUCCCUCCGUUUCUUGCUGCCUCUCUCUCUUCUCUUCGUCCUUUUCUCUCGAAUCUGUCCCACUCCGGAAGACACAAACCUUCUCUUCAUGCUCCGUUUUCUUCUCAAGGUUCUCAUGCUUCGUUUCCUGCUCUUUCUUCUCUUCCGGCUCUCUCUUCUCUCUCUUCGUUCUCCUCUCACUCUUCUCUCCCUUUCCAGUCUUCUUGGCCUUCCGGAGGUUCGUCCAGUCCGAGUUUCGGACGCGCAUGUACUCCUGGGAGACCGGUUUUUCCGGUGUCUGCGUUGACAGCCACGGUUGCUUCUCAGAGAGGGAGGAUUCUUUGUGAAGACAUAAAGCCUCGCGAGCGGGGGCGGGCGCGCAUGCAGUCUGGUGCGAGAGAGGAGAAGAAUUUGACCUCCGAACUUCGCUGUCUCCUCAGGCGACUGGAGCGCGCGGUGGAGUGCCUCCAAGGACCCAGCGAAACCAAGCGAGGACCCGCAGGAGAAAGAGACAGAAGCCUCACAGUCAUCGAUGUCGACGACUCGUCUGUUCACAAAAUAAGAGAUAGGAAAACGAUCAUCGAUCUAGAAGACGCUUAACAGCAAAGGACGUUGAGACGCCAUCCCCACGGACAACAGAAUCAGAACAACGUGGAUAGCCGAAAGAGAAGAAGAAGAGGGGAGAGGGAGAACAGGAGACGCGCACGAUGAAAUAGAGGGUAGGAGCGCAGAGAGAGAAGAGGAGGAAUGAAAGAAGGGAGGAAGGGGGUCUGCACGAUUCAGCUGUGUGUCUGUCAUUCUCCGGAUGCUGCGACGGAAGUGUAGGGAAUGGAGAGGAAUGUGGAGGCACAUUCGUUUUUAACAAGAGAGAAAGAUGAGAAUAGAGAGGUUCUUGCGUCUGAACGGGAAGGACGCCUUUCGCAGAAGCGCAAAACACCCGGCAAAAUGCCUCGCGAUGGCGUUCGAGAGGCGGCACACUUCAACGUUGUUUCCUGUAUCUCUGAAGACGAGCCGCAGGCAGUUGAAGAGAAGAAGCAGAGACUCCUCAUUUCGGAGACAGAAGCUCGAGGGGAAAGAAGCAAUCGAGUAUCCCCCCGAAUAUGAGGAAAGCCAUGUGAAUCGCGAAAGACGUUUCUCACUCUGAGACAGCCGGGUCUUCGGUCACCGGAUCGAAGUUCGAUUGUGGUAGCAUGUCGAGAGCUCUUUUUAUUUUUCUGAGUCCACUCAGUUCUCUGUAUCGCAUCUUCUACGGGCUGUCUCUCCCACACCAGACGCCGAAUUCCCUGCUCGCGAAAACUCCCCAAACCCUCUACAGCGAAGCCUGUCUGUACGAAAAAUCAAUAGCCUGCACACAGAGAUA